AUUAGUUACUGCUUUGCAAAUAAUGUCUCAAUCAUUGCGAGUUUAUUUUGCUUUAAUACUUAAUUUAAUUAUUUUGUGUUGUGCUGAAAAUUGUCAAGAUGAUCCUGUAAAGUUGGAUGAACAAUUUAUUGGUUGCUGUAGAGGACGGCCAAAAUAUACCUCAGAGUUGUGUAUAGAUACUUUAUUAGCAAAUGAUACAUUUUCCCAAAAGUGUCUUCUUGAUUGUAUGUAUAAAGAAUUUGAAAUCUAUGAUGGUGAACAAAUCGAUUUAGACGCUGUUAAUACAUUUCUCGAUGAACAAAUUACAGAUGUAAAUUUCAAUUUAAUAUAUAUGGAUGCAUUUGAAAGUUGCAGUAAAUUUACUAAAGAAUCUCUACAGCAAAAUUUUUCCUUUGUUGAAUUUGAUAAUGAACAUAACUGCGAUGAUUAUUCCAUAUUAGUUGAUAUAUGCGUUUGGUAUCAUACUUUGAGUAAUUGUCCUGAGGAAUAUGCAAACAAUGAUGAAGCUUGCCAUGAUAAACGGGAAUGGGUUAACAAGUGUUUAUUUGAGACUUGAAUAUGUUAAUCUGUUAAAGGUGUCUUAUCAAAAGUUUUUUUUAAACAAAUUUGGUAAAAAAAUUUAAAAAAUUUAAAUUUUUAACUGAUAUUUAAAUAAAAAUGCACAUUAUUAUAA
This is a messenger RNA of Lucilia sericata (common green bottle fly), 673 nucleotides long. RefSeq lists its product as uncharacterized. Lineage: Eukaryota; Metazoa; Arthropoda; Insecta; Diptera; Calliphoridae. The record is from RefSeq and is a predicted model, not a curated record. Bases 23 to 556 code for a protein of 177 amino acids. The transcript has 3 exons.